This is a messenger RNA of Nilaparvata lugens (brown planthopper), 807 nucleotides long. RefSeq lists its product as uncharacterized. The transcript has a single exon. Lineage: Eukaryota; Metazoa; Arthropoda; Insecta; Hemiptera; Delphacidae. The record is from RefSeq and is a predicted model, not a curated record. Bases 1 to 807 code for a protein of 268 amino acids.
AUGCAUUCGCCGAUGAUGUUGUCAUAUGGGGAAACACAGAACACAGAACAGGAAGCACAGCAGCAAUUGGACCUAUGGUAUCAAGAGUUCAAAGAGUUUGGUAUGAAAAUCAGUAAGAGCAAGACAGUGGUACUGAAAGUGAGUAGAGACAACCGCCCAUGCACCAUCACACUAGAAGGACAGAGAGUUGAGAGUGUGGAAGAUUUUAGCUAUCUGGGAAGCAUGUUGGACAGAGAGGGCAGAAACGACAAGGAAGUAAUAAACAGAGUACGGAAGGGAGCCCAAUUUUACCAACAAGUAAGGACACUUCUGUGGAAUAAGGACAUACCACUCAAGACCAAACAAACUCUUUACAGUAGCUACUAUGUGCCGAUUGCCAGCUACAGCUUGGAGGCCUGUACCACAAACAGGAGAGAGGAGAGCAGGCUGCAGGCGGGGGAGAUGAAGUUCUUGCGGACAUGCGUGCAGAAAACGAGGAGAGAUAGAGUGAGGAACGACGAAAUAAGGAAGGAGGUGGAGCAGAGGGAGACCCUAUUGACCCACAUUUCAAAUGCAAGGCUGAGGUGGUACGGACAUGUGGAAAGAAUGGAGAAUACUAGAACGGCGAAGGUGUGGCUACAUGGAGAGGUGGAGGGAAGACGACCUAGAGGAAGACCACGAAGAAGAUGGCGAGACCAGGUUAGGCGUGAGAUCCAAGAGAGAGGACUGGACUGGAGGAGGUUGGAGGAGGAGAGGAGCUACUUGGACAGACAGACAUGGCGAGGCAUCGUAAACCGCACCCGGGCAACUGGAGACGGAGAUCGAUAA